CUUGGUUAAAGUAGCAUGUGUAGGCCAGGCCAACCACAUGCUGACCACAUGAUUGCAUCUACAUUUACAUCUACAUCUGGUAGUAUUUGUCAACGUCUCCUCAACAGCAUGGCUACCAGCUACCUCAUCAAAUCUUCCAGCUCAGCUCAGACGUGCACCAAUAAGGCCUAUCCAGCGCUCUCUAGCCGGCCGACUUUAUUGCGUAACCCCAAACGGGCGGAAAUGAAGAGCUGCUCGUCACCGUACUUCGUUUCGACGUGUGUCAACUGUUUUUCUGACGUCCAAACGGGUCCAGGCCAGGCCAGCGCACAAGGGAUUUGUCACCCAUCAAACAGGAGCUCAGAGAACUGCUGGGAGCUGCUGCCAGGAGCGCACUGGUGGCAUACUACAACAUCGAUCGAUCCUGUACAAACUGAUUCCCACCACCACCACCACGGCCACCACCGCCGGGUAUUAUAUGCACAACAAACAGCAGACACGCAGUUGUACAUUUCUCUCGGGGGCUGAUUUUCCAAACAAUCAAUAAAAGCCUAAAUGGCUGAUAUCCGUUUUAGAUGUCUAUGAUAACAUUUGAUGCAUUCAAAGCAAGAUGGUAUAUUAUCUUGCGUAGUAUUAUAUAGGAAUCCCAACUU
Daphnia pulicaria is the source of this 632-nucleotide messenger RNA. RefSeq lists its product as uncharacterized. The record is from RefSeq and is a predicted model, not a curated record. Lineage: Eukaryota; Metazoa; Arthropoda; Branchiopoda; Diplostraca; Daphniidae. The coding region runs from base 16 to 507 and encodes 163 amino acids. The transcript has 4 exons.